AUGGAUCAUCGACCACAGGCUUGGGGCCGUCCUCGCGACGAUGUCUACGGAGCUUACGAUCACUCGUUCAUGCACACCAACAGCCACCCCAACCAGCACACCCAGCAGCCCCUCGUGACGGGUACCUCAGUCCUCGCCGUCAAGUACAAGGAUGGCGUCGUCAUCGCCGCCGAUAACCUGGGCUCCUAUGGGUCCUUUGCUCGCUUCACCGACAUCAAGCGUCUACACACCUUCCAGGACACUUCCGUCGUCGGCUUCUCGGGCGACAUUUCCGACAUGCAGUACAUCACCCGUCACCUGCACCAAAAGUCCAUCGAGGAGUCGUACGCAUCGUCCAGCGCCAGCAGGAAGUCCCGCCUGUCGGCGGCCAACCUCCACACGUAUCUCUCCAAGAUGCUCUACCGCCGUCGCUCCAAGAUGGACCCGUUGUGGAAUCAUAUGCUCGUGGUAGGCUUCGACGACGACGAGAAGCCGUUUGUCGGCAGCGCGGACUUGUUAGGCACCACCUUCACUGCGCCCACGCUCGCGACUGGCAUCGGUAGCAUGCUGGCGCAGCCCCUGCUCCGCACCUACGCGGGCACCGACGAGGAAGCCGCAGAGCGCACAAAGGAGGAGGCCAUCAAGGUCAUCCAGGAGUGCAUGAAGGUUCUCUUCUACCGUGACGCCCGCAGUCAGGAGACAUACUCCCUAGCGGUUGUGUCUCGCGAGGGCGUGGAGAUGAAGACCAGCGAGAAGCUCGAGAACAUGAGCUGGGCCUUUGCCGACCGCAUCAAGGGAUACGGAACGCAGACCGUCUGA
Molecule: messenger RNA, 798 nt
Organism: Emericellopsis cladophorae
Lineage: Eukaryota; Fungi; Ascomycota; Sordariomycetes; Hypocreales; Bionectriaceae
Product: Proteasome subunit beta type-like protein
Exons: 2
Coding region: 1-798 (265 amino acids)
Cellular component (GO): proteasome core complex
Source: RefSeq, a predicted model, not a curated record